Messenger RNA from Kluyveromyces marxianus DMKU3-1042, 2436 nucleotides. RefSeq names its product Bro1p (gene BRO1). Lineage: Eukaryota; Fungi; Ascomycota; Saccharomycetes; Saccharomycetales; Saccharomycetaceae. Gene Ontology annotation, molecular function: protein binding. Gene Ontology annotation, biological process: protein transport to vacuole involved in ubiquitin-dependent protein catabolic process via the multivesicular body sorting pathway. The transcript has a single exon. The record is from RefSeq and is a predicted model, not a curated record. Gene Ontology annotation, cellular component: endosome. The coding region runs from base 1 to 2436 and encodes 811 amino acids.
AUGAAAACGGUUAUAAUUCCCUUAAGAAUUAAGGAUACAGAGAGUGUCAGUUGGGCAAAGGGGUUGGUAAGCUACUUGAAAAAAUCUUACGGCUCUGGCCAAUGGUCGGUGUUUUACGAUGAAGAGAAGACAAAAGAAAUUGAUGCAUGUAGAACUACAGCAAAUUCUGAUUUAGCACCGGAAUCCCUUUUGGAACAGAAUUAUAAGUAUGCCGCUAUAUUGGAACAAGUGUAUUUGAGGUUAGGCUCGCAUAGCGGAGCCUUACAAAUAGACUUCAUUUGGUAUGAAGCGGAAUAUCAUCCGGGACUUGCUGACAAAAAAUACAAGCAGCGCACAGUUGUGUUUGAGAAGAGCUCAGUGAUGUACAAUAUAGGUGUUUUACUCACACAAAUUGCUAAGAAGAAGAUGUCAGAUGAUUACAAAAGUGCUGUUCCUUAUUUAAGCAGGGCCAUGGCAUGUUUUAGCUACAUGUCUAAUCACUUUCUAAACUCUCCCUCUGUAGAUUGUGCUGCAGAAAAUACCGCUUUUCUCUCAACAUUGUGUCAUGCAGAAGCGCAGGAACUGUUUUUGUUGACUCUAGUAAACGGACCUGAACCAUCUGGUAGAGCAUCUUUGAUAAGUAAGCUUGCUCAUACAGCGGCAAACCUAUAUGAAGAGUGUCAGCAAUACUAUGAAGAAAAUUACAAGGUAGGUUUCGGUACUACCGUCUAUGGAGAAGAUAAAUGGAAAGAUAUAAUCACCCUAAAAGUUCAUUUGUACAAAGCCGUUACCGCUUACAACCAACUGCUUGUCUUGGAGGACUCGAAACGUAUUGGAGAAGCUAUAUCAUAUGGUAAUAUUGCCCUAGAGGAGAUCAAAGAAGCUGUGCACUACAAAAUAUUUGUGAAAGAAGAAAUUGACGUAGUAGCUUUGAAGACAGUUAUUGAAGAGAAACUAAAGAGCCUUAUCAAAGACAAUGACUUCAUAUAUAAUGAUCUGAUUCCUUCAGAUGUUACUCUGGAGAGCAUCAAAACAAUGGACGCAAUAAAGCCGAUAAUUUGGGAAGAGCAGAUUAAAUCUUACUUAGAUGACGAUCUUAUUGAACUAUGCAAAGGUGCGUUCAAAGGGAUCGUGCCUAUGGAAGUAUACGAAAAUGAAAGCAUAUAUUCAGAAGAAAAAGCUUCGCUAUUAAGAAAAGAAGUAGAAACCGUUGAGACUGCUGAUUGGGAAUAUCAAUCUUUUAUUGAGUUCACAGAUUUACCAAAACUCAUUAAAGAUUUAGAAUCAAAGUACGCAGAUGGAUCUGGGUCAAACAUAGAUGAUCCUCAAUAUGACCUAAUGAGACAGCAAAUUGAGUCAUGGUCCAAACUCGUACAGACGAACAAACUGAAGAAUGUCAAUGAACAAUUACAAAAUAUUGUAAAUAGGAGGAAUGAGAUUUUAUCUGUCUUAUCAAAUGUGUCUCCUGAUCAGAAGGAAAAUGCUAUGAAGAUUAAAAACUCUCUUCUUCAGGCUUCUCAAUCAGACGAAAAAAUAUUUUCAACUAUAAACCCAUACCUAGAAGAGGUCGGUCUUUUAUCAAAUCCUAGUCUUCUAUUCAACGUAAUGAAUAGAUUCCAAUCUAAAAACACUCAGCCAAGCUUACUUGAUAUUGACGAUACCAAAAAUGAACAGAUUCUAGAACGUUUAUCCAAUAUUAAAAACAACCAAGAAACUCUCAGACUGUUAAAAGAAGAACGUUCAAGGAAUCUAAAGGAUUUUAAAGAGAGUUUAAAUAAUGAUGACAUAACACAAAAGCUUAUCUUACACACCGGGAAAUCUGCAAAGGAUAUAAAAGCCUUUUUUGAAGAAGAGUUGGAUAAAUUCAAACCAUUGAGCAGUAGAAUUGAAGCAACUAUCUUCAAACAAACGAAUCUUAUUAAUGAUAUUAAAAUAAAGCUUGAUGAGAUUUUUAAAUUAACGGGUAUUCAAGAUAAAACCCCUGAACAGGAAAGUCUGUCAAAGGAGAGGAGAGAAUUCUUUGAUAAAAUGGAGAAAGCUUAUACACAGUUUAUGAUAUACACAACAGACUUACCAAAAGGUUUGAGCUUUUAUGAUACGCUAUUGAAAAUGGCCAAGGAUAUAAGUUCUGUAAACCGUCCUGACCAAUCUGCAGGACGAUAUGUGGAUGGUUUGAUACCUCCAGCUGUUCCCCAGAGGUCGACUCAAUCAACGAGUCUUGCUGAUAGUCUUGCUAGGAUGAGUGUAAGAGAUACUAGUAACGUACAACAGGGUGUUCCAGCAGUACCAAAGAGAAACUACGAAGGAGUUAAUUCAUCUCCUCCUAUUCCACCAAAGUCAUUGCCAUCUGGCUUGAAUGGACUAUUGGGACAACAAAAACCAUCAAGUGGGCCUACAUCUUUCUAUAACAACCCAUCAGUAUUUGAUGAGGAUUUGUAUUCCAAAUUUAGCAAGUAA